This is a messenger RNA of Capsella rubella, 1203 nucleotides long. RefSeq names its product F-box protein At3g49450-like. The transcript has a single exon. The record is from RefSeq and is a predicted model, not a curated record. Gene Ontology annotation, molecular function: protein binding. Bases 1 to 1203 code for a protein of 400 amino acids. NCBI's taxonomy places the organism in Eukaryota, Viridiplantae, Streptophyta, Magnoliopsida, Brassicales, Brassicaceae.
AUGUCCGCCAAUAAAAAACUGAAGGAGCACCUCUCCAGUGAUGAGGCUCCCCUAACCAUAUCUUCAACGGAUGGGUUAGUAAAAAAGUCUCGUACGCAGCUGCCAACUGAUCUCAUUGUCGAAAUACUCUCCAGACUGCCUGCCAAAUCUGUGGCCAAGUCACGAUGCGUUGCCAACAACUGGAACUCUCUUCUUCGCGACCCAUUUUUCACCGAUGUGUUCCUAAAGAGGUCGUCUGCUCGCCCACGUCUACUUUUAACUUUUCAAGCUGAGGGUACGUGGUAUUUCUUCUCUUCACCUGGGCACAACAUGAAUUCCAACCGUGUAGUUGUUGUCGAUAGUCAUAUGAAUGUCCCUAAACCUCUCCCCUUUCGAGUUUGUGUCCCUGUUCGUGGAUUGUUGUGUACGAGAGAUGAGUGGGCUUUAGGUCAUAGCAAGGAAAGGAUGAUGAUUUGUAACCUAGGCUCAAGACAAUUCAAAUAUCUACCCAGAGUGAGAUCGAGGAGGUGUCAUGUUGUAACCUAUUUAGGGUAUGAUCCAAUAGGAAAAGAAUAUAAGGUAUUGUGCAUGACCGUUCUUGAAAAGCCCUUUUCGGGUAAAGCUGGCGAGUUUCAAGUUCUCACACUAGGAACUAGCAAACUUGAAUGGAGAAUGCUUGAGUGUUCUGUAGACCACUACCCUUAUCCUAGGGAGAUUUGCAUAGAAGGGACGUUAUACUACUUUUCUCGGGAUUAUGAGUCUAGAGACUAUAUGUUAGUUUGCUUUAAUGUUAAGGAGGAGAAGUUCAACUUUAUCAGGAACCAACAUUUUGUGUUUCCUACAUUAACUUUAAUAAAUUACAAGGGUAAAUUAGGAGGAAUGUGUUUUCAACCAACCACUUUCAUGGAUGGAACUGCUGAAAGCUUAGAGUUAUGGGUUAUAGAUGAUAUCGAAAAACAUAUUUGGUCAAGACAUGUUCACAUUUUUCCGCCUAUGUGGAAGGAGCUAGUUGCGGAGACUAAAGUUUACAUUGUUGGGAUGAUUAAUGGAACCACUGAAGUUGUGUUUGCUCCGGCCAUCUUGUCGAAUCCGUUCUACUUGUUUUACUUGGAUAUAGAGAGAAAGUCUACCAACAGAGUUGAAAUUCAAGGGCUUGGACCUGUUAACGGUCAAUCCAUUUACACCUUCGUAAACCAUGUCGAGAAUGUGAAUCUUAUUAUGUAA